UCGAUUGCGUUCCAAUUUCGAUGGGCUGGAACACAGCAGCAGUCCAGAAGGAAAUCGCUGCAUGUAUGCCUACGAAUACAAAUUUCCCAAAAUAACACAGAUCGAUCCAUUCUCGUUAUAAAAUCCUAAACUCAGACCCACUCCACGUUACGAAACUAUAGCGACCCCCUAAAGAAGCGUGCUUCGUCGCCUUCCCCCGGCCUCACGUUACAGCCAAUCAGUCCUUUUCGUUAGGGUUUUUUCCCCCGUUCAUUAUACCAGACCACUUCCAUUAAGAAAGCGUACCCUCACAUCAUCGCCCCAAUCUCUCUCUACCAUUUUUAAUUUGUAGUGCGCCUCUCUCUACAGUUUAGAUUUUGACCGCGGGCACACCACACCCCCCCUCUCGAAAAUCUGGAUAGUCACAACAUCCUUAUGUAUCACUGCACUUUCUAGUCUAGGGCCUAUAUAGUGAGAGAAAAAAAAGAAGAAAGAAAGUAGGCACACCACGCAUCCUUCAUUUUCACCUCCAUACCAAACACAACAAUGAGAUAAAGGUGUGAUCUUCAGUUGCAAAAAAGGGAAUGUGAGAGAAAUGUAAUUGUUGAUCUAUACACGCUAUAUGGCAUUACCAAUUUUAGGAUGCAAUUAUGGAAGUGCUUUCUUGUUCUGGCGUACAGUAUGGCGGGGAAUCUGAUUGCUCGCAACAGGUUUCAGGAACAACUUUCAUGUAUGGUGCAGAAUCAAACUGCCUUGAACAUGGAGAACAAGUUCAGGUGGCAGAUGUUAAAGUGAAUGACUUGGUUCUAAAUACUGGAGGGCCUCAGGAAGAGAGACAGGGGGGAGCUCAAUGGACUGUUGAUGAAUUGCCUGAUUCUGAAGUUCAUUGUAAUGGAGCUUCAUAUUUUGAGCUUGAGGUGGAGGCCCAACAAUUUUCUUCUGAUUCUCACGAGUCAGAGGAUGAGAACUUGAAUGUGCAAGAGUUUUUCACAGAAACUUCCGUGGCCUCUGAGAGCUCCCAUUUAAUUGUGGAUACAAUUGAUAGUGGACUGUCCGGUAACAGGGAGGAGGAUGAACCUUCAAUUUCAGGACUGCAGUGGUUAGAACGUGAUGAUCCUGUUGCUGUUUGGGUGAAGUGGAGAGGGAAGUGGCAAGCAGGAAUCAGAUGUGCAAGGGCAGAUUGGCCAUUGCCAACGGUGAAAGCAAAGCCGACUCAUGACAGGAAAAAGUAUCUUGUGAUAUUUUUUCCACGCACAAGAAACUACUCUUGGGCUGAUGUCCUACUUGUGCGACCAAUUAAUGAAUUUCCAGAUCCCAUUGCAUAUAGGUCGCACAAAGUUGGCAUGAAAAUGGUUAAAGAUUUGACUCUUGCUCGACGGUUUAUCAUGCAAAAAUUGGCAGUUGGUAUGCUAAAUAUUAUUGACCAAUUACAUGCAAAGGCUCUGGUAGACACUGCUCAAAAUGUGAUGGUCUGGAAGGAAUUUGCUUUGGAAGCUUCCUGCUGCAAGAGUUAUUCUGAUCUAGGAAGGAUGCUUCCGAAACUUCAGCAUAUGAUACAGAAGGGCUGUUUAAGUUCUGCUUGGUUACAGCUUUCUUCCCACUCUUGGGUAGAAAAGUGUCAGAUUGCAGAUAGUGCUGAAUCUGUUGAAAUGCUGCGGGAGGAAUUAGUUGGUUCCAUACUGUGGGAUGAAGUCAACUUACUCUCAGAUGUAACAAUGCAGCCUGAGCUGGUUUCUGAGUGGAAGAACUGGAAACAGGAAGUUAUGAAAUGUUUUUCAACAUCCCAUCCCUUACCUAGUGGCGGAGACAUGGGCCAACAGACUAAUGGUAGUAGUCCUUUGGGCACAGGGCUUCCGAUAAGCAGAAAGAGACCCAAGCUGGAAGUUCGUCGUGCUGAUUCACAUUCGUCCCAGGUUGAUACCCAGGGUUCACAUCAAGCUAUCACUAUGGACAUUGACACUUGCUUUUUUGAUGCUCAGGGAAUAGGAGAUACCAGUACACAAGAAGCACUGAUUAAAGACUCCCCUAGAAAGAUGGCUGAUACAUGGGGUGAGAUUGUAGUGGAAGCCGAAAAUUCUGAGGUCAUUCAGACUAGAGAUGUCGAAAUAACGCCUGGGAAUGGAGAGGUGUUUAAGAAUCGCCAGUGUGCUGCUUUUAUUGAAGCCAAGGGAAGGCAGUGUGUAAGGUGGGCAAACGAAGGUGAUGUCUACUGUUGCGUGCAUUUGGCCUCUCGUUUUGCUGGCAGUGCUGCAAAAGUAGAGGCUACUCCUCCUGUUGAUGCACCAAUGUGCGAAGGUACAACCACUCAUGGUACCAAGUGUAAGCAUCGGUCUCAAUAUGGUUCUUCUUUCUGCAAGAAACAUGGACCCCGCGAUGCAAUGACCUUCACUUUGCCUGAUAAUAAGCUCAAGAGAAAGCAUGAUGAGCUUAUGAGCAGGCUAGGGACCACGAAUUGCACGGACAUUGUUUUAGUGGGAGAAGUUGAAGCACCCCUCCAAGUGGAUCCAAUCUCAGUUAUUGGUAGAGAGAGUUCUAAUGAAAGGAGCUUGAUUGCCUAUGAAGGUGCUGAGGUACCGCAUUGCAUAGUUUCAUGUACCCAUGACGGCAGCAAUCCUUGUCUAGAAAUACCAAAGAAGCAUUCUCUAUAUUGUGAAAAUCACUUGCCUAGCUGGCUUAAACGUGCUAGGAACGGGAAGAGCAGGAUAAUUUCAAAGGAAGUGUUUUUGGAUCUUUUGAAGGAUUGCUACUCUCGGGAGAAAAAACUACAUUUACAUCAAGCAUGUGAGGUGUUUUACAGGCUCUUCAAAAGUAUCCUGUCCCUAAGAAACCCAGUUCCCAAGGAAAUCCAAUUUCAGUGGGCCAUGUCCGAAGCUUCUAAGGAUUUUAGUGUUGGGGAUUUCUUGAAGAAGUUGGUUUGCAGUGAAAUAGAGAGACUGAGGAGGCUUUGGGGCUUUGAUGCUGAAAAAAAUAAUACAGAAGUUUCCUCAUGUGUCAAACAAUCAGUUCUAGUUCCAGUGGCUACAGAUACUGGGCACCAAGUACCAAAUACUAUCAAGUGCAAAAUGUGCUCAAAAUUUUUUUCAGAUGACCAAGCACUUGGUGCACACUGGAUGGAUAAUCAUAAAAAGGAAGCCCGGUGGCUGUUUAGAGGUUAUGUUUGUGCCAUUUGCCUAGAUUCUUUCACUAAUAAGAAGGUUUUGGAAACACAUGUGCAGGAGAGACACCAUGUGGAAUUCGUUGAACAAUGCAUGCUUCUACAGUGUAUUGCUUGUAGUGCACAUUUUGGAAAUCCUGAGCAGUUAUGGUCGCACGUGAUUUCAGUACACCCUUCAAAUCUCAAGAUGCCAGAAGUUGAACAGACUAUCAUGUCAGUGGGUGAAGAUUCUGUGCAGAAACUUGACCUGGUUAAUUUAGCUUCAGUUGAUAUGAAGAACAUUGAGAGUCAAGGUGGUGUUAGGAAGUUCAUUUGCAGGUUUUGUGGGUUAAAGUUUGAUUUGCUGCCAGACCUGGGCCGUCACCAUCAAGCAGCUCAUAUGGGGCUGAAUUCUGUAGUACCACGCCCUUCAAAGAGGGGUAUCCAUUAUUAUUCUUAUAAGAUGAAAUCAGGGAGACUGAGCCGACCUAGAUUCAGAAAAGGUCUAGGAUCCGCAGCAUAUCGUAUUCGGAACAGGGGCAGUUUAAGUAUUAAAAAACGAAUCCAGGCAUCAAAUGUUGUUGUCACUGGGGAGAUGAAAGUGGGAUCUCAUUUAACUGAGGCAGGAAGUCUCGGUAGAUUGGCAGAAUCUCAGUGCUCAGCUGUUGCAAAGAUAUUGUUUUCUGAAAUUCAAAAAACUCAACCACGUCCAAAUAACAUUGACAUUUUAUCCAUUGCUCGCUCUGCAUGUUGCAAGGCCAGUCUCCAAGCCUUGCUGAAGGAUAAAUUUGAACUGUUACCAGAACAUUUGUACCUGAAGGCUGCAAAACUCUGUAGUGAACAUAAUAUUUUGGUUGAAUGGCAUAGAGAGGGGUAUAUUUGUCCUAAAGGAUGUGAACCAAUGACAGAUCAACAUUUGGUUCCUUCUUUGAGGCCUCUUUCAGAAGAUGUUUUGAGGCUGAGAUCUGAACUUCAAGCAGAUCCUGCGAAUCCUGAAUGGGAGAUGGAUGAGUGCCACUGUGUUAUUGAUUUCCGGCAUUUAAAACAGAAUUCAUUGCCAAAAACCUUCAUCUUAUGUGAUGACUUAAGUUUUGGGUUGGAAUCAGUUCCAAUAAUAUGUGUAGUGGAUGAAAAUCUUUUGGAUUCCAUACGCAUGGUUCCAGAUAGUUCUAGUGGCCAAGUUACUGCAUACUCUAUGCCUUGGGAGAGCUUCAGAUAUGUCAGGAAACCAUUGCUUGAUCAAUCCCUUUGUCUUGAAGCGGAGAGUUUGCAGUUGGGGUGUGCUUGCACUCAUUCAUCAUGCUCUCCUGGAAUGUGCGAUCAUGUAUACCUUUUUGACAAUGACUAUGAAGAUGCAAAGGAUAUAUAUGGCAAACCCAUGCGCGGCAGAUUUCCAUAUGAUGAGAAGCGGCGGAUCAUUUUGGAGGAGGGUUACUUGGUCUAUGAAUGCAAUUACUCAUGUGGCUGCAGUAGGUCCUGUCAGAAUAGGGUUUUGCAGAAUGGCGUACAAAUUAAGCUAGAAGUCUUCAAAACUGAGAAAAAGGGUUGGGCAGUUAGGGCCAGAGAAGCAAUCCCAAGAGGCACAUUUGUUUGCGAGUAUGUCGGGGAGGUUAUAGAUGAAAAGGAAGCAAAUAAGCGGCGGAAUAGGUAUGGAGGAGAAAGUUGGGGAUAUUUCUAUGACAUUGAUGCACACAGUAGUGACAUGAGCAGAUCGAUUGGAGGGCAGGUCCCAUAUAUAAUUGACGCAAUGAACUAUGGAAAUGUUUCUCGGUAUAUCAACCACAGCUGCUCACCGAAUCUAGUGAAUCACCAAGUUCUUGUGGAAAGCAUGGAUUGUCAGCUUGCGCACAUUGGUCUCUAUGCAAGUGGAGAUAUAGAUGCAGGUGAAGAACUGACAUAUGAUUACCGAUACAAGCUGCUGCCUGGAGAAGAACAGCGGUGCCACUGUGGAGCUCUCAAUUGCAGGGGCCGCCUUUAUUGAAAUGUUAAUCUAUUGUACGCCCUGGUGGUCUCUGCAUCAUAAAUAAAGUGUGCCCUGCUGUUGGUGUAUGGCUUUUCAUUUUUCCGUUUAUUGUAAAAAUGUUUUGCACAACGCACUUAAAGAGGUGAUCAUUAAGCCCCCUACUGUCUUUUUCCUUCUUCUCUUCGGUUAAUUAUCACUGGUUAGAGUUGAAGCUGCUCGAGUUUGGCGAUUCACAGAUGCAUUUGUGGAUCACAUCUCUGUUAGUGUUGUAAUGGAUGCUUUAGUUAAUGAAUAUUCACCGUAAUCUUAGUGUA
Rhododendron vialii is the source of this 5389-nucleotide messenger RNA. Its product is annotated as histone-lysine N-methyltransferase SUVR5. Bases 630 to 5093 code for a protein of 1487 amino acids. Lineage: Eukaryota; Viridiplantae; Streptophyta; Magnoliopsida; Ericales; Ericaceae. The transcript is spliced from 12 exons. Gene Ontology annotation, cellular component: nucleus. Gene Ontology annotation, molecular function: protein binding; histone methyltransferase activity; zinc ion binding. The record is from RefSeq and is a predicted model, not a curated record.